CCUCCAUCCCAAACACACUUAUAUACAAACACACACAUAGAGUCAUCGUUCAUCGUUGUCUGUUGUCCGUCAUCCGUCAGUCAUGCACAGCAAAGAACAAAUCAGUCAUGAUGAAUACCAGAAGACAGCUGACUGGCUGUUAUCUCAGACGAAGCACCGGCCCCAGGUGGCGAUCAUCUGUGGGUCUGGACUGGGCAUGCUCGCUGACACCCUCAAGUGUCAAGACUCCUUCAAUUAUUCUGACAUACCAGGCUUCCCACAGAGCACAGUGCAGGGUCAUGCAGGUCGGCUGGUUUUCGGUGAACUGAAGGGGAAGACGUGUGUCUGCAUGCAGGGUCGCUUCCACAUGUAUGAAGGACAUUCACUCUGCAAGACAACAUUUCCGGUCCGGGUCUUCAAGCUGCUGGGAGUGCAGACUCUGAUCGUGACAAAUGCUGCUGGCUCAUUGGCCGACGGCCUCCAGCCUGGUGACAUCAUGAUUAUCAAAGACCACAUCAACUUCCCUGGACUGGCCGGUCUGAACCCACUGUGUGGACCCAACAACGACAAAUUCGGGCCUCGUUUCCCAGCCAUGUCAGGUUGCUAUGACAAAGGCCUGUGUUGCAUAGCAAUGGAGAUCGCCAAAGAGUUAGGCGUGGCCAGCCUCAUACAGGAUGGCGUGUAUGCCAUGGUGGGUGGGCCAAACUUUGAAAGCAUCGCUGAGGCCAGACUGUUACAUCGACUCGGGGUGGACGCUGUCGGUAUGAGUACGGCUCCUGAGGUCGUUGUAGCGACUCACUGCGGUCUGAGAGUCUUUGGCCUCUCUCUGAUCACCAACAAGGUGGUGAAGAGUUACGAAGACUGUGACAGUGUGAACCAUGAGGGCGUCCUGGAGGUUGGCCGGCUGCGCUCUAAUACUGUGCAGCAGCUGGUGACUGAACUGAUCAGCAGGAUGGAUAUCAAUAACAACACCAAUGAUGCUGUCUGAACACACAUAAACAUACACACUGUGUAUAUAUUUGACUGUUGUAUUUACAUCAUUUUUACAGAGCUUUCUCCUAUUUUCUAUUAUCAUCCUUCAUUUUCUUUUUUUACUUUUGCUGUAAUAAAAACUUUAUUUAUAUCAACAUGGUGCCUAAAAACUCUCUAUCAGGGUAAAUUUGAAUGUAAGUAUUCAUUUAUGAUAUUUUAUGUUAAUCCUACAGAUUAAUAUAACAUGCCCGCUGUGUUUGAUGGUGCUUUAAUAUAUGAGACUGUAAGACAGAGGUUUUUCUAAAGAUUCUUAUCUUGUAUAUUGCUCCUGUUGAAUUAUGGGAUUUUAUUUUGUAAAAACAUAAAAAUAUCACUGACCUUCUGAUCCGCGUUAAUCUGAU
Molecule: messenger RNA, 1352 nt
Organism: Larimichthys crocea (large yellow croaker)
Lineage: Eukaryota; Metazoa; Chordata; Actinopteri; Sciaenidae
Gene: pnp4a
Product: purine nucleoside phosphorylase 4a
Exons: 7
Coding region: 83-967 (294 amino acids)
Biological process (GO): nucleoside metabolic process
Cellular component (GO): cytoplasm
Molecular function (GO): purine-nucleoside phosphorylase activity
Source: RefSeq, a predicted model, not a curated record